AUGACCGUACAGACAGAGCAUGAUGGAGACGCAAAGGAGCACACAGUUUCACCCUCCCAGCAUGCAAAUGUGCCAUCCGGAGUUCCUCCGAUAGAUGAGCGAGAUGCGCUGGUGUUUCAAAUACCUCCGAUAGACGCAUUGAAAGCAAUGACUGCUCAUUUGACGGAAUUGGCGCAUGUCACCGGAGAUGUUCCCGCAACGCCGUAUGCACAACAGCAACCUCAGAAUUCGGAGGAUUCAAAUCAGGAUCUCAUUGCGGAAAAACAGAUGCCGGCUGUCAGUAUCACCGAGUUACAUGGUAUAAACGAUGCCGCCGCGGACUCGCCUUCUGCAGGAGUAAUCCAGCAUAAUGUCUUGGUGAAAAGAUUCUACUCGAAAAAAGCGCCACCCAUCUCACUGGAGGAUUACCUUCUUCGCCUUCACAAAUACUGUCCCAUGUCGACCGCCGUUUAUCUCGCAGCAAGUCUUUACAUCACGAGAAUGGUGUUUACGGAAAAGGCCCUGUUUGUCACUCCUCGCAACGUCCAUCGGUUGGUGCUUGCCGCUCUGCGAGUGGCCAUGAAGGCAUUGGAAGAUUUGAGCUAUCCUCAUGCUCGCUUCGCUCGAGUUGGUGGUGUAGCAGAGCGCGAACUUACCCGACUUGAAAUCACGUUUUGUUUUCUCACAGAUUUUGACCUACGUGUCGAUGCGCAUGCAUUGUUAUGUCACAACAACCUACUUAACGGUACGCCAGAGCCGACGGAGAAUAGCAACGAUAAAAGAACUGCCGCUUCAAAUACUGCAGCACCCGACGUCGCCGAGGUGCUUGCAUAA
This is a messenger RNA of Talaromyces marneffei, 813 nucleotides long. RefSeq lists its product as uncharacterized. The transcript has a single exon. Gene Ontology annotation, cellular component: nucleus; cyclin-dependent protein kinase holoenzyme complex. The record is from RefSeq and is a predicted model, not a curated record. Lineage: Eukaryota; Fungi; Ascomycota; Eurotiomycetes; Eurotiales; Trichocomaceae. Gene Ontology annotation, molecular function: protein kinase binding; cyclin-dependent protein serine/threonine kinase regulator activity. The coding region runs from base 1 to 813 and encodes 270 amino acids. Gene Ontology annotation, biological process: regulation of cyclin-dependent protein serine/threonine kinase activity.